AUGUUAUUACCAGUAAUUCAUUCCUUUACUUGUGAACGUAUUCAUUAUUUCAUGAAUUCCUAUUAUACAGUGAAUAUCCAUACUGAUUAAAUUAGAAUUAACUAGGUAUAUAUCUAAAUACUAAUAAUCAUAGUUUAAAUCCCAAAACACAAAGUAUAUUUGUACACUUACUUUUGAUAAUAAAAUCUAUUGGUAUACAGAAUAACAAAAAAUCCAUGCUUUUGGAAUAAUAGUUAAAAAGAAAGUAAAAUUCUUUAAAGGAAAUUAUAAAGACUUGGAAGAAAUGAGAAGAUUAAUAGGAUGCAAGAUUAUUUUUGAUGGAAUAGUUAGCUUAUAUAAAUGCAAUAAUUAAAUUGGAGAAGGAGCAGAUAGUAAAGUGUUUAAAGUAGAAGAUAAUAUUAAUAAAUCUUUAUGGGCAUUAAAAUGUUUGGAAAGGAAAGAUGAUUUUUAUUAGGAAAUAAGGAUGCAUUAGAAUUUAGAACAUAAUCAUAUCAUUUAAUUUAAAGAAUAUUUUUAAGGAGAAUAAUAUUAUUAUAUAAUUAUGGAAUUGAUGGGAGGUUAAACAUUAUCAAAAUUAUUAGAGAAAAAUCUUAUUACAACUCAUUAAUAAUGCAAAGUCAUUAUUUAAGUAUUAUUUUCAAUAUUAUUAGGCUCUCUUGUCAGCUUUAGUUUAUUUGAAAAAUGAGGGAAUAAUACAUAGAGAUAUUAAACCAGCAAAUAUAAUGUUUGCAUAAUCUGGAAGAUUAGAUAGUUUAAAAUUAGUAGAUUUUAAUUUUGCUAUUAGAUAAAAUGAUACAAAUGUUUAACCAAUUUUAUGUGGUAUGAAUACAGCUCCUGAGGCAUUAUAAGAUAAUCCCAUUUAUAGUGAUAAAAUGGAUGUUUAUAGUUGUGGAGCAAUCUUAUAUAAAUUAUAUUCAGGAGAAGAUAUUCAUCCUAUUCGAUAUAUGCAAGAAUCAAAUGUAUUUUAUGACAUUUUAAGGAAUGGCUCUAUAGAUUUUAAAGUCUUAGAAAAAGCCAAUACACCUAAUCAAGCAAUUCGUUUAAUUAAAUCAAUGCUUGAAAUAGAUCCUUUUAAAAGAGUAAAUGCUCAAGAAGCAUUAUAGUUAGAUUAUUUUUAAAAUGAAUCUUUAAGUCCAACUGAAAAGAGAUCUCGCUUUUAACAAAGAUAUCAAAAUGAAAGUUUAAAAAUAGGAAUUACUACUGAUUUUGAAAUCAAUAUAGAUUAAGAUGCAAAAAGUGCAAACAUAAGAAAAAUGGAGAUCCAUCAUCAUCAUCAUUGA
Paramecium pentaurelia is the source of this 1280-nucleotide messenger RNA. The record is from the annotation of a GenBank genome assembly. NCBI's taxonomy places the organism in Eukaryota, Ciliophora, Oligohymenophorea, Peniculida, Parameciidae.